AUGGCCGAACAAACUUGGGCGCACAAUCUUUGCUCAAUGGAUAGCUGUGGAUCUUGUUGCGGCGCGUUCUGGUGCUCUUCAUGCCUCUACGGCCGCACAUCCUGGCGACUUAAGCAGUUUCCUCAGAGCCCGGACACAUCGAACGGGUUUGAGUGGUGCAACGUGCCCUGCAUUGGCAUGCUCGCCGGCUGGUGCCUCUUUGUUCCUUGCAUCCCUAUCUGGAUACAACGCAACAGCGUCCGUGGACGUUUCAACAUUGCGGGCAACGAUUGUACCGAUUGUCUUACCAGUACCUUCUGUGGUUGCUGUGCUCAAGCCCAACUCGAGAACGAGUUGAAGGAUCGUGCUGAGAAAGAGCUGCUUAUGGUCAACUAUCCUCCGCCUGCUCAGGAGCGCAUGGUGUAUGCUGAGCCCAGCAGUCUCCAGCCUCGAGCAGUGCAAGAUGCUCCGCCACCAGAUUACAAGAGCUCGUAG
Molecule: messenger RNA, 474 nt
Organism: Aureobasidium subglaciale EXF-2481
Lineage: Eukaryota; Fungi; Ascomycota; Dothideomycetes; Dothideales; Saccotheciaceae
Exons: 1
Coding region: 1-474 (157 amino acids)
Source: RefSeq, a predicted model, not a curated record